Molecule: messenger RNA, 2612 nt
Organism: Malus domestica (apple)
Lineage: Eukaryota; Viridiplantae; Streptophyta; Magnoliopsida; Rosales; Rosaceae
Product: probable polygalacturonase At1g80170
Biological process (GO): carbohydrate metabolic process
Molecular function (GO): polygalacturonase activity
Source: RefSeq, a predicted model, not a curated record
AGAGAUGAGAAUAUACAUUUAAGGAUCAUUUCCCUGGACGAUGUGGGAUGUUACAAUCCACCUCCUUUAGGGGCCCGACGUCCUCGUCGGCACACCACGGCCAGGGUUAGGCUCUGAUAUGUUACAAUAAUACACACAUCAAAAUUUACCAAUUCCUCUCUUCUCUCUUUGCUUCCGCACCUCUCUCUCCCUCUAUAUAAUUCUUUAAUUAAAUAGGCUUGCAACAAUGAAAAGUUUAUUAUAGCAUUUUAAAAUUACUAUAGUAAUUUUCAUAGCAUUUUUGAAAUGCUAUCAAGGGUGGUUAUAGCAUUUGUAAAAUGUUAUAGAUGAUAUUUUAUAGCAUUGAAUAAAUGCUAUAAAAAACAUUUCAUAGCAAUUGAAAAAUUCUAUAGAAUUGUAGCAUGACCUAACAUAGCAUUGGAUAUGCUAUAGAACACUUACUAUAGCAUUUUUGGUUUGCUACAGAAAGUGGUUUGUGGUGUAGUGUAUGCUCAUAUGCGUUCAUCGUGUACUUGUUAGAGUUAACCUUGUCACUUGGAGAAGUAAGAAAUAAAAAGUGGUAGCUAGAUCGAGUGUGGAUACCAAACCUCGUAUUGUAUCACAUAUUGUUUGUGAAUUGCUUUAGUUGAAGAACUUGAGAAAUCUUGGGUUCAGACCCAAGAAAGCUAUCAGUUUGCAUUGUGACAAAAAUUAAUGCAAGAACUGAGAUCGCUCAAAAUUUGAUACAAAAUAUGUUGAGAUUGAUCGGCUCUUUAUUAAAGAGAAGUUAGAUAACGGAGUGAAGAUCUGUUAGUUCAUUUUUUUACUCUAGAGUAGUGUGUUCAAACUUGUUUGACAAGUUGAAUAUGCGAGACCUCUGUACACCAACAUGAGAGAGAGUGUUAUAAGACAACUUGGUAUUUUAGGAAAAUAUCAUUAGAUUUCCUCUUGUAUCUUCGUUUACAAGUAUAGCACACUUGUCCAGUCACCAAUAUAAUUAUCCGUGUUGGAGAAGAAUAAUAGGUCAGAAAAUUUCAAAAUAUUUUGAUGAACUCAUGCACACGGACAUAAUUUCACAGAAAAGGGGUGCCGUUGACAUAUAUAAUUUAAGAAGAAAACAAGGAUAUAAUAAACUCACUGGAGAACUAUUGCCAUCCAUUUUUUUGCUAACAGUUUCACUCGGGGGCUUCUGUCUGUUUGCAAAGAAAUCGUAUAUACUUAACAAUUUCCAAUUCAUUUCAAAUUUAGUGCCAAAUCUAAAUUCUUUCUUUUAAAUAGUGCAAUCAUGGGCCUCAUUUUUGUCUCUAGUCGAUAAUUUAUCACAAAGUGAUGAUAAUUAUCCAAUCAUUGGUAUCAUAUAUAUAAAUCUGGUAACCUAAGACAUAUAGAAGAUAAUUAUAUGUCGUUUAAUUUCCAUAUGAAACCUACGAAAUAUCAUGUUCAAUAUAAGCCGUGUUCUUGCACUAUAUAUUGCUCAAAUUUGUGUUUCACAUUACAAGGUCCCAUUCCAUUCCUUUCAUUAGUUGCUUCUUUUGCAUUUUCCAGCAUACAAUGGUAAGAAGUUUCAAUGCUUCGUGAUAAAUUUUACACUUACUUUAAUUUCUUCGUGGAACAACUGGAAAAUAACUUAACGUAUUCUGUGAUAUGUAACCAACCCUGCAUGCAGGAUAAUUAUGCAGCUGCUUUUUGUAUUAUCACUACCGUUGUUUCGAUAACUAUCAAUUGCAUCGGUGCUGAUGUGAUUCCUGGCGUAUAUGACGUUCUAAAUUAUGGGGCUAUGGGAGAUGGGACUACAGACGAUACACUGGCGUUUAUCAAGGCAUGGAUUGACACAUGCAACUCAACCGCAACCGUUCCUACAAUGUUGAUUCCAGCGGGAAAGAUAUAUUUCGUUUAUCCCAUGAACUUUACAGGCCCUUGCAGGUCUAUUGCCACCUAUGCCACGCUAUCUGUGGUGAUUGUAGCACCAAAUACUCCCGAUGGAUGGAAAGGAGCUGACCUGCUGGCGUUUAGGGGUGUAAAUGGCCUUACUUUGAAUGGCUCGGGACUCAUUGAUGGACGUGGUAAAAGCUGGUGGGAUGUCUCAUGCAGACAUCAUCCAGAAUUUAAGGGAUGUAUAGGCCGCGCACCUACAGCACUUAUGUUUCAAGGCUGUAAAGAAGUUUAUAUGGACCACUUCAACGUUGUAAAUACUCCACAAACUCAUAUACUAGUAUGGGGAUCUGAGGGAGUUUAUUUCUCAUUCAUCAAAACAGAUUCACCUGGAACCAGCCCCAACACUGAUGGCAUUCACAUUCAAGACUCCCAACAUGUGGAAAUCCAUGGUGCAGAACUAAAAUCCGGCGACGAUUGUGUAUCCAUUGGAGACUACUGUUCACACAUUUAUAUAACUGACGAAUCAUGCGGACCUGGCCAUGGCAUAAGGUUGGUCAUUUAUUUCCUUAACUUAUUUUUUUUCAUAUCCGUGGAGCCAAAAAUAAUCACAAGGCGACACGUGGAUUUUUAGAUAAAAAAUGACAAAAAUAUCCUUGAGGUACAACGGGAUUCUUACGCGCGAGUAGCGGGCAAUCAUCCUUCAACUAAAUAAAAAGUGCCCAAAAUAGGUAACAAUUCAAAACCUAUCUCAUCAAAUC